Molecule: messenger RNA, 979 nt
Organism: Misgurnus anguillicaudatus (oriental weatherfish)
Lineage: Eukaryota; Metazoa; Chordata; Actinopteri; Cypriniformes; Cobitidae
Source: RefSeq, a predicted model, not a curated record
UCCUUCAUCCGCAAAUGGCUCGGCCUACCACAAUGCUUUUCGGCUGCUGGUCUGUAUGGAUGUAAUGCACUUCAGUUACCCUUAAAAUCCAUUACCUUGGGCUAUAGGCAGGAGAAGGCAAGGCUGGUGAUGGAAUUAAGGGACUCCACCGACAGGACAGUGGCUGAUGCAAAUGCCAGAGUUGAGACUGGAAGGAAAUGGAGGGCGAAGGAGGAGGUGCAGAAGGUGAUUGGAAGAUUACAACAUCAGCAAAUUGUGGGCAUGGUCCAGACAGGGCAGGCAGGCCUUGGAUGGAGCGAGCCACCAAUUCUAUGGUCCAAGGCAAGUAGGAAGGAGAGGAAGGACCUAGUGGUAGUAGAGGUCACCAGGAUUGAGCAGGAGGAGCUCAGAGUAAGGUCUGUGACACAGGGGCAGCAGGGGCGAUGGACAACGUGGGAGGGCAUCGCGAGCCUCAUCAGGGCAACAUACGACACCCUCCCGUGCCCAAAAAACCUCCAUCAAUGGCUUGGAACAGAACAAUCCUGCGAUCUCUGUGGGACUAUCAACGCCUCACUCCAGCAUGUUCUAUCAGGCUGUAAAACAGCGCUGAUACAAGGUCGGCUUAGAUGGCGGCACAACCAAGUGCUCAGGAAGUUGGCAGAGGUGCUGGAGAAAUGUUGGCAGGAGGCAAACCAGCAAAGUCCAACACAGAGCCGAUCCAGGAUCCACUUCCUCAGGCAGGGUGAAUCCGCAAGGCAUACCAGCGGAGUGGAAGAUGGAAGUAGAUCUGGGAAGGCAUCUCCAUUUCCCACAGGAGAUAUGCAGCACCAAAUUAAGACCAGAUGUGGUGCUGUGGUCUGUAGCUGUAAAGUCAGUGAUACUGAUCGAGCUGACAGUGCCAUGGGAGGAGGGACUGGAAGCUGCAUAUGAGAGAAAGAAGGCAAAGUACACAGACUUGGUCGCGGAGUGUAGAGAAAGCGGAUGGAGUGUGAGGUUGUAC